Messenger RNA from Acaromyces ingoldii, 565 nucleotides. RefSeq names its product ribosomal protein 60S. Gene Ontology annotation, biological process: translational elongation; cytoplasmic translation. Lineage: Eukaryota; Fungi; Basidiomycota; Exobasidiomycetes; Exobasidiales; Cryptobasidiaceae. The record is from RefSeq and is a predicted model, not a curated record. Gene Ontology annotation, cellular component: ribosome; cytosolic large ribosomal subunit. The transcript has 3 exons. Gene Ontology annotation, molecular function: ribonucleoprotein complex binding; structural constituent of ribosome; protein kinase activator activity. Bases 1 to 339 code for a protein of 112 amino acids.
AUGGCCUCGCCCGACCUUGCCGCUACUUACGCUUCGCUCAUCCUCGCCGAUGAGGGCCUCGAGAUCACCUCGGAGAAGAUCGUCCAGCUGACGACGGCCGCUGGUGUCCCCGUUGAGCCCAUCUGGGCCACGCUCAUGGCCAAGGCCCUUGACGGCAAGAACGUCAAGGAGAUGCUCACCAACGUCGGCUCGGGCUCUGGUGGUGCUGCUGUUGCCGCUGCCCCCGCCGCUGCCGCCGCUGCCGGUGGUGACGCCCCCGCUGAGGCAAAGGAGGAGAAGAAGAAGGAGGAGGAGAAGGAGGAGAGCGACGACGACAUGGGCUUCGGUCUCUUCGACUAAACGUUUCACUCGCUUCGAUGUCUCGUCUACUCAUCUUCUCAGCAACCAAUUCAUCUAUCUUGGCCUACAUCCCAUUCGCCAUUUGUAAAAUGUUUCUUCACCGACCGACCCACAUCAUCUUUUGAGGCCUGCUCCGCGAUUCGUCGUCGGCGCGACUUUGGAAUCUACCAAAAGCGAUCCCUAUGCAAUAUGCAUCCCUAUUCGUGGCCCUCAGGUUUGGGUUUGU